Canariomyces notabilis is the source of this 978-nucleotide messenger RNA. RefSeq lists its product as uncharacterized. The transcript has a single exon. Lineage: Eukaryota; Fungi; Ascomycota; Sordariomycetes; Sordariales; Chaetomiaceae. The coding region runs from base 1 to 978 and encodes 325 amino acids. The record is from RefSeq and is a predicted model, not a curated record.
AUGUCACGAUAUCAGACGCGGUCCAAGACGGGGGCCUCUAAAUCAGAAAAUGAGGCGUGCAGAGAAACCGACGAGCUAACACCGUCCAUGCUGGUCCAUGAUCAGGCCAACAAUGGAUCCUCCCACGCAGAUCGCGACUUCAAGCAAUUCUGCCGCCUUCCCGCAGAUCUCCGACUCCAAAUUUGGCGAACCGCGGCGUCUUUGCCCUCGUCAACACCAGGCGUCUGCUAUUUCCACUCAACCGGCAUCAUCUCAGGCAACGGGUCCACCCCAUCGAGGUGUACAUACGACCCCCUGAUCGUCCACGAACCCGUCAACCGCGCCCUCCUGGCGACCAACACCGAGGCCUACGACGUGGCAAUGGAGGCGUCGCGGCGCGCAGCAACACGCCCCUACGACCCGGCCAUUGACAUCCUGUUCAUUACAGACUGGGCCAGCUUCGAGCACUUCACGGGCACGGUCUGCGGAUUUAACGGGGAGGAAUGGAUCGAGCGCAUCCAGCACCUUGCGCUGCCGCUCAACCGCGCCGACGCGGGGCUGUGGCUGCCCAUCGCCAUGUCUCGGCUGAGAUCGCUCAAGACACUGUCGGUCGUGUACCCGGCGGCGACGGGCCGGUUCAACUUUUCCGCGUCCGUUCCCUUGCCCAAAGACAGGAGCACGCCGCUGCGGCUUAUGACGGAGGCGGAGCGCAAGGGGGUGGUCAUCGCGGCCGACUACAUGUACGGGACGCCGUUUGGGGAGUUUCCGGUCCAGUGGGAAAGUGACGUGGACCAGCAUCUGGAAAUGAUUGAGGAGAACCUGUUGCGAGACACACGACCUAGCGGCCACGACGAGGAUGAUGAGAUGUUUGGGAGGAAACCGCCGAUAUGGGAUCACAAAGCUGAGCGGCUGGCGCUGACGUACCAGGCGAGAGUGUUUGAGCCGGUGAAGCUGAGGGUAAAGAACUUUAGGGACAAGACUCGGGAUGUAGUGGGUUAG